GUUCUAUGGAAAUAUUGGUAUAGGGAUAUUUUCUUUAUCUAUGACCUUUUUUUCAACUUUGUGCAUACCCUUAUCAAAAGGCAAAACUUAAAUUUUACAAUUUUUUUUAUUCAAUUUUCAUUUUUAUUAGCUUCAAUAAAAGAUAUGAAUAUCGUUCAAAGAUUUUAUAGUAGUAAACCGGUGGCCCCUAGUGGGCCAGCAAAUUGUACCGGUGGUACAUUACCAAUCGAUUUAGAAGGAAGACAUAGAUUUGUAAGGCAACGAAUUACAAAUAUGAAUGAUGAAGAAAGGGCUUUCCGUAGAAAGUUCUUGCACGACCAACAUUUGAGUCAAGAUGAACCAGUUCAUGUUCCAGAAUUGUACCAAGAAAUGUAUAAUCCUAUAAGACGCAUAUUUAAAGCCCCAAUGAAUAUAGUUGAAGGUCUAUUAGCCAAAAAAAUUGUAAGUUUAAAUUGGUUCCAUUUUUUAAAUAAACAAAUAAAUUAUUACCUAAGCUAAUUAAAUACAAAUUUUGUAUUUUGUUAAAAGGGCGAAAGAAAUGCGUUCAAUGUGAGAUUUUAUACAGGAAAAUUAACGAUGGGUAUACUUAUUUUGUAUGUUGGAACUUACUAUUUUCUUUACAACAGCAAUGUAAGUUUUAACUAAAUUUAUUACUCUUUAAAUUUGUUUUAUCAAUGUUUAAAUUACUGAAAUAAUAUGUAUUUAUACACAUAAUUACAUUAAAAAUAUGCAGUUAUAAUGGGGACAAUAUUUAAAAAUAUGUAUUUGUAGGCUUGUAUCUGACUUGUUUUGGGAAACAAUUACGCCUCUUAAAGUAAACUAAUUUUAAUAAUGAAUUUUUUUAUUAGGAAGAGGAAUAUUACUUUAAAUUUGAAAAUUUAAAAUUUUUAUCAGUUUUUUUUGAUCAGGUACAUUAUCAGACCACUGUUAUACUAGGCAUGUUUUUUCCAUAUUUUUUAUAAACCCAUAAAUUAUUUUUGUUUAAUUAUAUAUUUAGAUUUGGAAAUUAUUUUUUAACUGGAUUUCAAAUGUAGCUACCAUUUAACCAAUUUUGUACUAAAUCAAAAGUCUAAUAUGCAUUAUCUACACAAAUAUGUAAAUGUCUAUGCUUCUGAGCUUUAUUUAUCUUUGCUCUCACUUAUAUUAGUAAUGCAGUAUCAAAAUUCUAUGAUAAGCCAUCUUAUAAACUUUUAAUAUUGUUUUUUUUUAUUAUUAAUAAUAUUUGUAUAUAUUUUGAUGUAGAAUUGGGAAAGAAAAAGUGGAUGGAGAGUGCAUGAAUCACGUGCUCAAUGUGUGCCAGGUGACCCAGGAUUUCCAAGAGUGUCAGACCGAACCUUACCCAAACAUUAUGCAGACAGGGGUUUCAGCAGUUCUCCAAUUUAAUGAUGCAGACAAUUGUAUUGAUUCUUUUUUUGUUGCAAAUUAAUUGAGUUUCACAAAGUUAAAUAAAAAUGUAGAAAAUGUAUGAAUAUAAUUUAAACAUAUAUACAGAUUUAUGCUUUUAUAUUAUUACACUUAUAAUAAAAUAUUUAGUUUAAAAUAAGUAGUAUUAAUCUACCAAUAAAUUAGUCUUCAAUUGUAGUAGAAAAAUGCAAAAGAUUUGGUAAACCACCUUUGUUAAUUUUGUAAGAAUAAACCAUUAUCCUCCUUGCUAAAAAUGUUCUACUUAAAUAAUCCUGAAAAAGAUGCAUAAAAUAUAAUAUAAUAUAAUACAAUACUUCAUCCUUUUAUAAUUUUUAAAAUUGAAUGAUUGAUUAAAGAGGAAAUGAUACCAGUACGCGAGUCUUCGUCUUACAAAUGUACAACAACACUUAUGCUUACAGCAGUUAUAACUUUGUGCUAUUAUUGUUAUCAUUGUGAACUUAUCAAAACUUAAGGUAACAUUAUUCUCUGCGAAAUUGUGGAUAUUUUUUUCUUGAUAUUUUAAUUUGCAAGAGUUCACAAUAGUUAUUUUGAAAAUAUUGAAAAAUGAUAAAAAUAAAAAUUGUAUUGUAUCUCCCUCAAAAAACCCGAUUGAAAAAAAAAAAAAUGAAUGUUGAGUUUUAAAUUCCUAGUAGAGCAAAGAAGCUUAUGGUUUUACAAAGAUGUUUAUUUUUUUUUCUGUGGACAACUUUUAUACCAGAAAUUUUUCUCUAACUUUUAAUGAUAGCAAUAUUUCUGAAAGGAAAUUUCACUGGGAAGGUACUUUAGAUAGAUUGUUUUUC
Messenger RNA from Cinara cedri, 2204 nucleotides. The record is from the annotation of a GenBank genome assembly. NCBI's taxonomy places the organism in Eukaryota, Metazoa, Arthropoda, Insecta, Hemiptera, Aphididae.